Molecule: messenger RNA, 1572 nt
Organism: Cucurbitaria berberidis CBS 394.84
Lineage: Eukaryota; Fungi; Ascomycota; Dothideomycetes; Pleosporales; Cucurbitariaceae
Product: WD repeat-containing protein
Exons: 2
Coding region: 1-1572 (523 amino acids)
Biological process (GO): regulation of DNA damage checkpoint
Cellular component (GO): nucleus
Molecular function (GO): protein binding; DNA binding
Source: RefSeq, a predicted model, not a curated record
AUGGCGCGUUUGAAGAACGUGGAGCUCAGUGAGUAUGAGCUCAAGCGACAAGAGAACAUUGCGAAGACGCAGGCGCUGCUGCGAAACCUGGAAAUGGAGGCAGCACAGGCCGGGCUGGGCCCUACAGGCAAAGUAAAAGCGCCAGCGUCAACAAAGCCGAGGUCGAAGAAGACUGCGCCCAAGAAGAUCAAGCAAGAAGAUAUCGCGCCCCGGCGGACUUCCUCUCGUCUGAAAGGCAUCGAGGCAGACAGCGAGACAGCGAAGCGCAAGGCUGAGGAGGAAUUCGUAGCAAUAAAGGACGCAGACCGCGCGAAGAGACAGCGAGUCAGCGAUGCCUUCGACUUCAGCGACAUCGUGGUUGCGGGUAAAGAUUGGAACCAGAGUGGGAACUUUUUGUCCAACGUUGGUCCUGCGAAUCCGUACGAGCGCACAUUCGAUUUCGACGACGUGAAAGAGACGACGGACAAGGAGUUGAGAGCGCUGAGAGAGAGAAUGAGCGGCUUGCAGCUUUGGGAGGAUUUUGAGCCCAACGAGAUCAAGAUAACACCCGAAAGAAUCUACGCUAUGGGCCUGCACCCGACGACUGAGAAACCACUAGUCUUCGCGGGCGAUAAAUUAGGCCACCUUGGUAUAUGCGAUGCUUCGCAACAGGUAGCAGAAGUAAAACAAGAAGACGACGAAGACGCGGAUGCCGAAGGACCUACGAUUACCACACUAAAGCCACAUACUCGGACUAUACAUACCUUCCAGUUCAGCCCGCACGAUUCAAACGCGUUAUUUUCCGCGUCAUACGACUCGACAGUGCGGAAACUAGACCUGGCCAAGGGUGUGGCAGUCGAGGUCUAUGCACCGUCUGAUGCGAAUGAAGAAGCACCACUAUCUGGCAUUGAAAUCUCGAAAGAUGACCCCAACAUGUUGUACUUUUCAACGCUGGACGGCCGCUUUGGUAUAUAUGAUAUGCGCACGCCCUUAGAGAAAGCGGCAGGACUUCAGACUUUCCAAUUGUCGGAGAAGAAGAUUGGUGGUUUCAGUCUCCACCCACUGCAUCCGCAUCUCGUAGCCACCGCCUCCUUGGACCGCACUCUGAAGAUUUGGGAUCUACGCAAGAUUAGCGGAAAAGGCGAAAACCGCGCGCCAGCUCUCGUCGGUGAGCAUGAAAGCCGACUAUCAGUCUCACACGCCGCGUGGAGUUCGGCCGGCCAAGUAGCCACUGCUUCAUACGACGACACGAUCAAGAUUCAUGACUUUGGCAAUUGUGCAGAUUGGAGCGCGGGUACCUCUCUGACUGAUUCCGAGAUGAAGCCAUCGGUUGUCGUUCCUCACAAUAACCAAACCGGACGAUGGGUUACCAUACUCCGAGCUCAAUGGCAGCAGUUUCCUCAAGACGGCCUCCAGCGUUUCUGCAUUGGCAAUAUGAACCGCUUUGUCGACAUUUACACUGCCAAAGGGCAGCAAUUAGCACAGCUGGGAGGUGACGGUAUUACUGCGGUACCGGCUGUGGCCAAGUUCCAUCCUACGCUGGACUGGGUCGCAGCGGGUACGGCGAGCGGAAAGCUGUGUCUAUGGAUGUAA